Prunus persica (peach) is the source of this 1369-nucleotide messenger RNA. RefSeq names its product probable protein phosphatase 2C 34. The record is from RefSeq and is a predicted model, not a curated record. The transcript has 6 exons. NCBI's taxonomy places the organism in Eukaryota, Viridiplantae, Streptophyta, Magnoliopsida, Rosales, Rosaceae. Bases 162 to 1268 code for a protein of 368 amino acids. Gene Ontology annotation, biological process: protein dephosphorylation. Gene Ontology annotation, molecular function: protein serine/threonine phosphatase activity.
GGGCCAUGACGCCUACAUCACAGGGUGGCUAAGUUAACGGCAGAUGAUAGUCAUUUCACACUCAAAGAAAGGAGAUGAAAAUGGAGUAUAAGCAAGACCAAACGUUUGUUUGAUUGUUUCGUCGCGAAUCAGUGCCGUACUGAAAUCACACCAGGGGGGCUAUGGUGCUAUUUCCAUAUCUUCUUGAAGGGCUGGCAAGAACCAGAUCGCUCAAGAAAAUGAAGAAUUGUCAUGAAGAUGUUGCAAGGAAAACUGCAGAAGCAUUGGAAAAGGAAGCGAAAAAGAAUGAGCUGGUUUUGAGUUCUUCUUCUGGCAUUGUUAUGUCUGAUAAGUCUAACAAUUUUUCCUCUGUUUGCUCCAAGAGAGGCCAGAAAGGGAUCAAUCAAGAUUGCUUAAUCAUUUGGGAGGAAUUUGGAUGCCAAGAGGACAUGAUCUUUUGUGGGAUAUUUGAUGGGCAUGGCCAAUGGGGCCACCAUGUUAGCAAAAGGGUCAAGGAAUCAAUGCCUGCUUCUUUGUUGUGCAAUUGGCAAGAGACUCUCACUUUAGCAUCACUGAACCUCGACUUCGAAAUGGAGAUGGAUAGAAACCUCCAUCGGUUUGAUAUAUGGAAGCAAUCCUUUCUUAAGACGUAUGCUGCCAUUGACCAGGAGCUCAAGCAUUCUUCUAAAAUGGAUUCUUAUCGAAGUGGCGCUACAGCAUCAACAAUUGUUAAGCAGGGCGAACAUCUCAUCGUCGCAAAUGUCGGUGACUCCCGGGCUGUCUUGGCCUCCAUUUCAGAAGAUGGGAGUUUGGUACCUCUUCAGCUUACAGUGGACUUUAAACCCAAUAUACCUCAGGAGGCAGAACGAAUAACAAGAUCCAAUGGACGAGUAUUUUGCUUACAUGAUGAACCAGGGACUUACAGGGUCUGGAUGCCAAAUGGUAAGACACCAGGACUGGCAAUAUCAAGAGCCUUUGGCGACUAUUGUGUUAAGGAUUUUGGGCUUAUCUCAGUGCCUGCUGUCAGUCAAAGGCAUAUCACCAGCAGAGACCAGUUUGUCAUUCUAGCAACAGACGGGGUAUGGGAUGUUAUCUCCAACGAAGAAGCUGUACAGAUAGUUUCCUCCACUCCAGAUAGGAAAAAAGCAGCUAAAAGGCUUGUGGGAUGUGCCACUCUUGCAUGGAAGUCUAAGAAACGAGGCAUCGCCAUGGAUGACAUCUCAGCUAUUUGCCUCUUCUUUCACGCUUCAUCCUCACAACAUGCCAACCUUAUGAUCUCACAAAAUUAAUGUGUAAAAAAAUCUGGGUAGAUGCCGAUUAUUGUUGCCUUAGUUUACUAUGGGAGAUGUAUAUAUAAAUGUAUGCCCUCGUUGAUUUGGAAUGCUGUCAA